AUGUCAGAGGACUACUCUUCUAUGGAGGAGAACUUCACAGAGUCGUUAUUAUGCAUCCCCUCAGCGGCAAAUCGCCAUAUCCGUCGAAGUGCAAGCGAUCAGUGUCUUCAUGUUUUUCUGUUUAGCAUGACUAUGGGUGAUUUCAUUCAAACAGCAACCAACAUUAUGACCGUUUCAGCUUUCUGCUAUCCAAUCGAGGCAAUGUCGAGAAUUCUCAAUAAUCGUCAUGAGUUGCCAAUGUUUCUCAAUGUUACUGUACAUUUCCUUACCUGGGUAACACUCUCGGGUUCAAGUCUGAGUCUGAUUCUUCUAAAUUUCGACAAAUUACUUUAUUUCAAAUAUCCAUUAAGAUAUUCCAACUACGUAACGAAGAAACGAGGUAUUGUCCUAGCACUGAUAGUCUGGACAUGUUGUAUUAUUUUUGUAGCUGGUGCGUGGUAUUUCGAGUGCUUCAAAUGCGAGGAAAAUUGCAGUGCGAUACGUCUUCUACACGAGCGAUGGGGAAUGUAUCUCCUCUUUUCGGUGAGCGUAUGUGUGGUACCUACCUUGACAUCCUUGGCAGUGGCGCUCUACAUAGUCAAAGUUGUUUCUACACAUAGAAAGAAAUUAGCCGAGGAACAAGCUCUUUAUCAAGCCGGACCAGCUCGACAAGUUCUUGUCUCACGUCUGCGAACUUGUUACUUUGUCUUUAUGACUACUGUAUUCACUGCUGCUACUCUUCUUCCAUUUAGAAUCAGUUCAAUAAUAAUGAGCUUCAGUGAACACCAAGAGAUGGCUACAUGCAGUGGGACACUUUCUCGUUGGAUAAUGGCGCAUCUCAUCAGCCUUAAUGCAAUAUUCAAUCCUAUAAUAACGGUUACUGUGCUGCCACAAUAUCGUUGUCAUGUAAUCAGCCGUCUGCUAGGCACAUCCGGUACCGAAACAAAAACUGCUGAUUUGUAA
Messenger RNA from Strongylus vulgaris, 942 nucleotides. Lineage: Eukaryota; Metazoa; Nematoda; Chromadorea; Rhabditida; Strongylidae. The record is from the annotation of a GenBank genome assembly.